Molecule: messenger RNA, 1647 nt
Organism: Caenorhabditis briggsae
Lineage: Eukaryota; Metazoa; Nematoda; Chromadorea; Rhabditida; Rhabditidae
Exons: 6
Coding region: 1-1647 (548 amino acids)
Biological process (GO): negative regulation of epidermal growth factor receptor signaling pathway; regulation of keratinocyte differentiation
Cellular component (GO): extrinsic component of cytoplasmic side of plasma membrane
Source: RefSeq, a predicted model, not a curated record
AUGUACGGUCAGGACUGGUUUGGACAAAACAAAAAGAAUCAGCAGUUCGGAACAUUUCCGAGAUCGGUGGUGUUCGCACAAACAAACCACGCGGUCGCGGCGGCAUCCGCUGUUACUCCACAAAAGGUUCCGACAGCUCCAACGAUCAGAAUGAGACCAGAACCAGUGAUUCAAGCGCCUCCACCUCUUCCAUUCGCGUCUAAACCUCUGAAUAAUAACACAAAAACGUCAUACAACGAUCGGACGUCGAGAAUUUCCAUGCCGGUUGCUGCUGCUCCAACCAAUCCUGCCAUGUCCAAGAUUCGAACUCUAUCGCUUGAUCUACCGGAAUACGAUGAUUUCGACCGUGCGUUUGAUGAUGGAUUCUCCCCUUCGAAGAUUGAAAUGCCACGUGGCUUUGCUUGGGGAAACGACAUCAUCAUCAGCAACGGGAACAGAUCAGAGGAAACGAUUUUGAUCAAGGCACCAGAACGUCGCGAUCCAACAUUCGACAUUCGAGGAAACGUGCUGAAGCCAAUCCCAAUUGAGAAGGUCCAACCUCCAACCUCAUCCAGGCCAAUUCUGGUGGCUCCAACGGCUAGUGGAGUAAUCUCAAUGCCCUUGCCCGAAAAAUUCGGAACUUCUCAGCCACACCGAUCAACCGCUUAUGUUGAUAAGCCGGAUACGUCUCGUAAUGAGCCACCUCGUCAUAACAACUCGGCCGGAUCUAGACUUGAGAAUAUGGGUCAACCAUCAUUUCUGAAUCAGCAAAAGCAGAACAUCCCGAACAACUUGAUCCCGGAGCUCCAGUCACGCUUGAAUGGAGGGAGUGAUAACAUGAUGCGACCAAGACCAGCAUCUUCUAUCGGGAUUCUGAAUAAUGGAAUGGAGAAUGCUUACAACCCCCAAAUCAACCGUCCAUUCUCUGUUGUCAACGUUCCAUCCAUGCCACAGCAACCAGCGCAAAUUCCAUGUCUGGUACCAACACCUGCACCUCAUCAACCAAGAAAAUCUACCAACCAGGAGCAGAACCCACUGCAGAAGGCGUUGGCUGAUGAGCUAAAAGGAAUUUUGAGUCGACGACCGACGAGCGGCGGGAACGCAUCGAAUGGACUACCGAGAGCAACACAAAAUGGAGCAGGGAUGCCGUUGAGUCAACCAGCCCUUCAGCCACAGAAGGUACAGCAACCAGUGAUUUCCCAGCAGCCAGUGGUUCAGAAGCCAAUUCAGCAACAGCCUGGGCAAGCAAGACCUGCGUCAGUUCAACCACAACAGGUCAAGCUCCCACCUCCAGCUGCGACCACUGCUACAGCAACGACGACAACAACUUCCCGUCCACUGGCACCUCCAGCAACAGAGAGUCGGAAGGUCUCUGCGCCUGCUCCGAUUGCUCCAACAACCACCUCAGCCACUACAUCAGCUUCAUCUCUGGUUACGAGACGAUCAACUCAGACCAUCACCAUGUCUGAAGAAGAACGUCGAUCCAGAAUAAUCCAGGACGUUGCGUCAGCUCUUCCGGCUCCCAGUGCUCUCCUCUUGGGAUCGAAUUCCACUUCAGCUAUUCCAUCCACUACAACACAAUCGGCUGUAAAGGAUCGACCAGUAGCCGCUCAAGUGAAGCCAUCUCAACCUCAACCGACAAUGCCUUUUGAAAAAAUUGAAGCUUGA